AGUUUUUGGCACUUCCUAAUCCUCACCUUGGUUUUUCUUUCAACCCCCAAAAACAUCGCUGUCCUCCCCUUUUAAUCCUUAAUCCUAUUCCUCCUGUCUUCUAUGCGAGUCUUCAGCUCAUCGGUUUCCUCAAUCCUCCUCCUCUUUUAUUAUCUCCAUCUAGCUUUCCCUGCUUUAGCUUCGAUCACUCUCUGUGUUGCAGUCAAGAAAUAAACAAACAAAUAUAUACAAAAUAACAGAAGCAAUGAUUCAAAGGAGUUCAAGCCUAUACAGAUUGGUUCAAUCCUUACGUUUUGGUUCUUCAUCUCAGCUUGGAUCUUACGCUUGCUACUCGUCACAUGCGACCAGACUGUCUCCUCCUUGUGAUGGCGAAGAUGAGUAUGCUAAUAUGGAUUGGGAUAAUCUUGGAUUUGGUAUGACCCCAACUGAUUACAUGUACAUGGUCAAAUGUUCUAAAGAUGGAAGUUUUGAAACAGGACAACUUACUAGUUAUGGAAAUCUUGAAUUAAGCCCUUCUGCAGGAGUCUUGAAUUAUGGACAGGGGUUGUAUGAAGGCACAAAAGCAUAUAGAAAAGAAGAUGGUCGUUUACUUUUAUUUCGUCCAGAUCAAAAUGCCAUUCGAAUGAAAAUGGGUGCUGAUAGAAUGUGCAUGCCUUGUCCUUCCAUUGAUCAAUUUGUUGAUGCAGUUAAACAAAUUGCUGUGGCUAACAAGCGCUGGGUUCCUCCUCCAGGGAAAGGAACUUUAUAUAUUAGACCUUUGCUAAUUGGAAGUGGACCUAUUUUGGGUUUGGCACCUGCACCUGAAUACACAUUCCUCGUAUAUGCUUCUCCUGUAGGCAAUUAUUUCAAGGAAGGCUUGGCGCCCUUAAACCUAUAUAUUGAGGAAGAGUUUCAUCGCGCCUCUCGUGGAGGAGCUGGAGGUGUCAAGUCCAUCACCAAUUAUGCGCCUGUUCUGAAAGCAAUAGCCAGAGCAAAAAGCAGAGGAUUUUCUGAUGUGUUGUACCUUGAUUCGGUGAAUAAGAAAUACAUAGAAGAAGUUUCUUCUUGUAACAUUUUUCUAGUUAAGGGCAAUGUAAUAUCCACUCCGGCUGCAAAUGGGACUAUUCUACAAGGUGUCACUCGAAGAAGCAUAAUUGAAAUCGCUCGUGAUAAUGGUUAUCAGGUGGAAGAACGAGCUAUUCAGGUGGAUGAAUUGAAGGUGGCCGAUGAAGUAUUUUGCACCGGAACUGCAGUAGGUGUCGCUCCGGUGGGCAAUAUCACAUAUCAGGGUACAAGGGUUGAAUACAAAAUGAGAAAUGGAUCUGUAGCUGAAAAGCUCUACGCCAUUCUUGAAGGGAUUAAAACGGGUGUUAUUGAGGAUAAGAAAGGAUGGAUCACUGAGAUUUAGAAGAUGCCGUAUGUAUGCAGUUUUGGAUGCUAUUGGUACAGCGUGUGCAUCAAUUGGAAAGGCACAAAAUUAUUGCCCAUAACUUCUUACUGUAUAUAUCGGAUGACGUGUAUUUUAUUUGAUCUUAUAAAGGAUGAUGUGUACCUCUCAUCAAUGUUUUCUAUGUAUACUUCUAAUUUUAAAUUCUUGCCCAUAACUCAUGAUUAUCCAGCA
Jatropha curcas is the source of this 1600-nucleotide messenger RNA. RefSeq names its product branched-chain-amino-acid aminotransferase 2, chloroplastic. The record is from RefSeq and is a predicted model, not a curated record. Gene Ontology annotation, biological process: branched-chain amino acid metabolic process. Lineage: Eukaryota; Viridiplantae; Streptophyta; Magnoliopsida; Malpighiales; Euphorbiaceae. Gene Ontology annotation, molecular function: branched-chain-amino-acid:2-oxoglutarate transaminase activity.